Rhineura floridana is the source of this 3975-nucleotide messenger RNA. It is a transcript of the gene ENTPD6, whose product is annotated as ectonucleoside triphosphate diphosphohydrolase 6. Gene Ontology annotation, molecular function: GDP phosphatase activity; UDP phosphatase activity. Gene Ontology annotation, cellular component: Golgi apparatus; membrane. Gene Ontology annotation, biological process: nucleoside diphosphate catabolic process. The transcript is spliced from 15 exons. NCBI's taxonomy places the organism in Eukaryota, Metazoa, Chordata, Lepidosauria, Squamata, Rhineuridae. Bases 303 to 1616 code for a protein of 437 amino acids. The record is from RefSeq and is a predicted model, not a curated record.
UAUAGACAGAAAUGAGGGAGGUUUUAGCAUGGAGCGAGCGAAGGUGACAGGAAGGCGGGAUGGGAAAUGGAGGCCGCGGUUAGCCUUGCUGGCUUCAGAAUGAACCGCGACCAGAGGUGAGGCCGAGCCCAGCUUGAUGCGUUUCCGAGCGACUAAUGCCGGCGUGAUCGCCUUUCGGGGACAUCACAGAGUAUCAGCAGAGAAAAGAGUCUGUUGGCAUCAGUCUUUCAACCGAGGACCACUCUCCACAAUUGCAUAGGUUUCAUGGGUAACUCCAGUUUGAAGGGAACGAAGAAAGAUUAAUGAACGCUAUGAAGAUACCAAAACUGUUCUAUGCAUUUGCAGUUUUUACAUGCGCUGCUAUUUAUGCUGUAUAUGUAAAAUGGAAUUUGGACUUUAAAACAAAAGCUGCUGACAAUGAUUUGGAAAACCUGCUCCAUAGUGAGACAUCAAGAACAGAUCAGGCAGUUCUUUAUGGAAUCAUGUUUGAUGCUGGAAGCACUGGGACUCGAAUACAUAUAUUCCAAUUUACACAAAAGCCAAAAGAAAUUCCAAGAUUAAUCCACGAAACAUUCAGAGCACUAAAGCCAGGACUUUCUGCAUAUGUUGACAACAUUGAUAAGAGUGCUCAAGGAAUAAAUGAGCUUCUGACAGUUGCUAAAGAAGAUGUUCCUAGGGAAUUGUGGAAGUCCACCCCUUUGGUCCUGAAAGCAACAGCUGGCUUAAGGCUCCUGCCAGGAGAAAAAGCACAACAAUUGCUGCAUAAGGUAAAGGACAUCUUUCAAGAGUCUCCGUUCCUUGUAAGGAAUGACUGUGUCUCCGUGAUGGAUGGAACAGAUGAAGGUAUUUCAGCAUGGAUCACUGUCAACUUUUUAACAGAUAGCUUGAAUGUUCCAAGAAAGAGAUGCGUGGGAAUGCUGGAUUUAGGAGGUGGAUCAAUUCAGAUCACAUUUAGUCCAAGCACUGAGGCAGUUCUAGAGAGCUCAUCUGCUGGCCGCAUCACUUCAUUUCAGAUGUUUAACACUACGUACCAUCUGUAUUCAUACAGUUACUUGGGACUUGGUUUAAUGUCGGCAAGGCUGGGAAUUUUAGGAGGAGUUGAAGGUCAAGCCUUAAAGGAAGGUGAAGAGCUAACAAGUUCCUGCUUAUCACCUGGUUUCCAGGGUGAAUGGGAGCAUGCCAAGAUAUUAUACAAAAUUAAAGGGCAGAAGGCAGGAAAAUCUCUCUUUGAAUCGUGUUCUGAAGAAGUAGCAAAAUUGAUCAGCAGAAAGGUUCAUAGAACAGAUGAAGUCAAGGACUUAGAUUUUUAUGCUUUUUCCUACUAUUAUGACUUGGCCGUGGAUGCUGGCUUAAUAGAUAAUGACAAAGGAGGGACCCUAGCAGUCAGUGAAUUUGAAACGGCUGCAAAGAAUGUAUGUAAAACCAUGGAGGUUCAACAAGGAGAGCAUCCUUUCCUCUGCAUGGAUCUCACCUAUGUCAGUUUGCUAUUGGAAGAGCUAGGCUUUCCAAAGAGCCACAUUCUUAAGCUUGCCCGAAAAAUCAACAACACUGAAACCAGCUGGGCUCUGGGAGCGAUCCUUUACUAUAUGGAUUCACUUCACAAACUGCAGUAUUAGGGCUUUGGGAGUGUUGGAGAUGCCGUGAGUCUGGAAGGAUGUGAUGUUGCAGCAUUGCAGAAGCUAAGCAGGUGUGAAGCUGAUUGGUUCCUUGGACAGGAGUCUACUGCAAGCCCUACUCCUAGAAGACUACUGUAAAAGCAGGACAUAUAUUUAAUGAAUAUAUUUUUAAAGCCGUUGGCCUCUUUCCCCAGAGAACUCAGGUGCUUCGGUUUUGGAGGUUUAACAUACCAAUACACUCAGUGGGAUCGCAUAUCUUUUUAAAAGUGUCACUCAAAAAUCAGUGGGCAUUAUUCUGAAAAAGAGUAAGCUACAGCAACUGAAAUCCAAGUCUUGGGCAACAUACCUGAGGUCAAACUGAAUGAAUGCUAAAAACAUCCUGUGAUUCAUGAUGAGAAUUUUUUCAUGUUCUCCAAUAUGUCCUACAGUCUCUAUGAGAAAACCAUAUCAUCAGGCCUUUUGCCUUUGCAGCAAGCAUUCUGGAGCUAGCGUCAGAAGCAAAUGCAACUUUUAUAUUGCAUAUUUGUAUGUGUGUGUUGGGGGAUUUGCCUUUUUUAAAAAUAAUAUGGAAAUGUUGCUUUGUCCAACUUUACUAGUAUGUACUGAGAUUUGAAACUCAAUAUUUCUGUUCUUCAUAGUCUAUCUAAUACUGGGUUAUUUUGGAGGGGAUGUGGUGGUUUAAAGGCCUUUUCUGCAAUCUGAAGUCAGUUGGUGUCUUUCUAUUGACUUUGGCUUUAGUUUUUCAUGUGGUGGUGCUAGCUGGACUAGAAUGUUGAUAGGCACCUGCUUGAAGGUGGAAGAUUACAUGCCAGUCUUCUGCAGCUAUUCCUGUUGUUCUGACCUCGCUGGUUCAAAGAGGUGGCUGAGCCAGGCAUCCAUAUACACAAAUGAUGUCAGGCUCCUGUGAUGAUGAUUGAAAUCUCAGGGACACAUUUAAAACAAUCAAAGGUGUAGAACAGAUCUAGAGGGGACUAGAACCUCGGCUUUCAUGUCCCAUUUUAAACCUCAAAAGGGAAAAUUCCCUGCUAGACCCCCCCCAUCUCUGUGUAGGCUCCCAGCUCAGUAUAUCAGGAGUACCCUUUGUAUUUGUAUCCAGGCGCUAUUGGAUGAAACCGAUUAUCUAGAUCCAUUUCAAUUGGGGUUCAGGCCUUGGUCUGCCUUGGUCGCCCUGUUUGAUUACCUAUGUCGGGAGAGAGACAGAGGGAGUGUAACUCUGUUGAUUCUCCUUGACCUCUCAGCGGCUUUUGAUACCAUCGACCAUGGUAUCCUUCUGGAGAGGCUUGCGGAAUUGGGAGUUGGAGGCACUGCUUGGCAGUGGUUCUGCUCCUACUUAGCGGGUCGUCUCCAGAAGAUAGUGCUUGGGGAACAUUGCUCGACACCGUGGGUUCUCCAAUGUGGGGUCCCGCAGGGUUCGGUUCUGUCUCCCAUGCUUUUUAACAUUUAUAUGAAGCCGCUGGGGGCGGUCAUCAGGAGUUUUGGAGUACGUUGUCAUCAGUAUGCUGAUGACACGCAGCUCUACUUCUCCUUUACAUCUUCUUCAGGUGAGGCAGUCGACGUGCUGAACCGUUGCCUGGCUGCGACAAUGGACUGGAUGAGAACUAACAAACUGAGACUCAAUCCUGACAAGACUGAGAUGCUGUUGGUGGAUGGUUUCUCUGAUCGGAUGGUGGAUAUAUACCCUGUCCUGGAUGGGGUUACACUCCCUCUAAAGGAACAGGUGCGUAGUCUGGGAGUCAUCUUAGACUCUUCCCUCACACUUGAGGCUCAUGUAGCCUCGGUGGCCCGGAAUGCGUUCUACCAACUUCGGUUGGUAGCCCAGCUACGUCCCUAUCUGAGUAAGGAGGACCUCUCAUCAGUGGUACAUGCUGUGGUAACCUCGUGUCUGGACUACUGCAAUGCGCUUUACGUAGGGCUACCUUUGAAGACGAUUCGGAAGCUACAGCUAGUGCAAAAUGCGGCAGCCAGACUGCUAACAAGAACUAAGCGGUCUGAGCAUAUAACACCUGUGCUAGCCCGUUUGCACUGGCUUCCAAUAUGCUUCUGGGCCAGAUUCAGAGUGUUGGUACUUACCUAUAAAGCCUUAUACGGCGCGGGACCACGAUAUCUGUCGGAACGCCUCUCCCGAUAUGAACCGGCCCGUACACUACGGUCUACUACGAAGGCCCUCCUCCGGGUUCCGACUCAUAGGGAAGCCCGGAGAGUGGUGACAAGAUCUAGGGCCUUCUCAGUGGUGGCCCCCGAACUAUGGAAUGGUCUUUCCGAGGAGGUGCGCCUGGCGCCGACACUAUCAUGUAUUCGGCGCCAGGUUAAAACCUUUCUCUUUGAGGCAUUUUAAUUCCUGUUAAUUCUAAAUUAUUAU